This is a messenger RNA of Blastomyces dermatitidis ER-3, 1452 nucleotides long. RefSeq names its product palmitoyltransferase pfa3. The record is from RefSeq and is a predicted model, not a curated record. The coding region runs from base 1 to 1452 and encodes 483 amino acids. The transcript is spliced from 3 exons. Lineage: Eukaryota; Fungi; Ascomycota; Eurotiomycetes; Onygenales; Ajellomycetaceae.
AUGGAGGCGUUUUCUGCCGUGCCUCCCCCAAGCCCUCCACUUUCGCCCUCGAGGCGGAAGUGCCGGGAUUUUGCGCGACGAUGUGAACACCUUUGCUGUAACUUGUGUACAUAUUUUCCGUUGGCAUUUGUCUAUGGGCUUACGACAUGGUCUGUGUAUGUGGAAGCAAGGAUGGGAAUGCAACCGGCGAAGUCCAGGUGGAUUGGGCCUUGGACGUCGGCUCUUGGAAUAAUCUUUUAUCUCCUUUCAAACGCAUCGUAUACUAUAGCCGUCUUCACAGACCCCGGCUCUCCUUUAACGGGACCUCGGACGAGUAGUCGCGGGAACCGACAUGACUAUAGCUCUCUUCCCACAACGGAAACGCCCGAAUAUACAUCCCUGACCGUAAGCUCGACGGGUGUUUCUGCAACUUGGGUUUGGACGGAGAUAUUGAACAACUCUCGUUAUAUCGAUUCAUUCGGCCCGGUCACCAAUAUUCUCCUGGCCGUCAUAGCUGGGGUAAUCGGCCUUGUUUUAUCUGCAUUCACAGCCUGGCAUAUCAGCCUUGCAGCGCGAGGCAUGACAACGAUAGAAUGUUUAGAAAAGACUAGAUAUCUCGCACCCAUCCGCAAAUCGUUUGACCGUCAAAGGCAAGAACGAGCCAGCGCUGUUAACGGGCACAUGAAGCACACCCUUGGCCAUACUUUCCAAACCUAUGGUCACCAACUCCUUGAUGCGCAUGCCAACGCUAUUCCCGGCGUGACACGCGCAGAGGAAGGUGAAGAGCGCAGUUCGCCAACCGUUCCACAACGACAUUUCGAUCCCGAGCACGCCCAACCGUACGCCCAAAACCAAACUCUAUCCCCCGCACAACAAUCCCUUUACCACUCCUACGAAGAGCUCGAACAUGCUCGCGAAAGAGCACGAUACGACGAAUACUUAGACGAACAGGACGGAGAAAAGCUCCCUCACGCAUUUGACCUCGGAUGGCGCCGGAACCUGAGGCAUCUCUUCGGUACGAACCCUCUGCUCUGGUUUCUGCCCAUAUGCAACACCACCGGAGACGGCUGGCAUUGGGAAGCUAGUACCAAAUGGCGUGAAAUAAAGCAACGAAUAGAGGACAGGAGAAUGCAACGGUGGCGCGAGCACCACCAGCAUCCAAUUGCUCUCCCGCAACGGCCUUCAACACUAUCAGAAACCUGGCAAUCCUCUGGCAAUACCCCAGGUGGUGGGGGAUACGGCGAUGUCUCGCGCCGCGCUACUGAUAACCAAGCCUUGGGCGGUAGAGCUACGGAUGCACAGCGGCCCGGCACGGGGCUUUCUAUGAAAACUCUGCGGCCCAUGUCUCCCCGCCCCCGUCCCGGGGAAGUGACUUCGGAAGACGACAGUACGCCCGGUAGCCAGCGGAGCGAGCUUGAUGAACUUGGGCGGACUAGCGGAGGCGGCCGGGAUGAGUGGCGCGAUUGGGAUUGA